CCUUCAGAUCAACAAUUUGAAGGUGGGUGUAACCAACAUAACACAUGAUGAUUAGAUCAGAGCUCAAACUAGUGUCGGUUCUCAGGAGGUGAAACUCAGACAGUCGUUGCUACUGAGAGGUGAAAUGGCGCAGAAAGGAGUUCAGCUGGACCAGGAAACAAUCUCUUGUUCGAUCUGUCUGGAUCUACUGAAGGAUCCGGUGGCUACUCCCUGUGGACACAGCUACUGCAUGAACUGCAUUAAAGGCUUCUGGGAUGGAGAGGAUGAGAAGAAGAUCUACAGCUGCCCUCAGUGUAGGCAGACCUUCACAACGAGGCCUGUCCUGAUGAAAAACACCAUAAUAUCAGAUUUAGUGGAGGAACUGAAGAAGACCGGACUCCAAGCUGCUCCUGCUGAUCACUGCUAUGCUGGACCUGAAGAUGUGGCCUGUGAUGUCUGCACUGGUAGGAAACUGAAAGCCUUCAAGUCCUGUCUGGUGUGUCUGGCCUCUUACUGUGAGAAACACCUCCAGCCUCAUUAUGACUCAGCUCCGUUCAAGAAACACAAGCUGGUGGAGCCCUCCAACAAGCUCCAGGAGAACAUCUGCUCUCGUCACGAUGAGGUGAUGAAGAUUUUCUGUCGUACUGAUCAGCAGUGUAUCUGUUAUCUCUGCUUAAUGGAUGAACAUAAAGGACACGACACCGUCUCAGCUGCAGCAGAAAGGACCGAGAGGCAGAGAGAGCUGGAGGUGAGUCGACUCAACAUCCAGCAGACGAUCCAGGACAGAGAGAAAGAUGUGAAGCUGCUCCAACAGGAGGUGGAGGCUGUCAAUCGCUCUGCUGAUAAAGCAGUGGAGGACAGUGAGAAGAUCUUCACCGAGCUGAUCCGUCUCAUGGAGAAAAGAAGCUGUGAUGUGAAGCAGCAGGUCAGAUCCCAGCAGAAAAGCGAAGUGAGUCGAGUCAAAGAGCUUCAGGAGAAGCAGGAGCAGGAGAUCACUGAGCUGAAGAGGAGAGACGCUGAGCUGAAGCUGCUGUCACACACAGAGGAUCACAGCCAGUUUCUACUCAACUACCCCUCACUGUCACCACUCAGUGAAUCUACACACUCAUCCAGCAUCAAUAUCCGUCCUCUGAGAUACUUUGAGGACGUGACGGCGGCUGUGUCAGAAGUCAGAGAUAAACUACAGGACGUUCUGAGAGAGAAAUGGACAAACGUCUCACAGACAGUGACUGAAGUGGAUGUUUUACUGCCACAACCAGAGCCCAAGACCAGAGCUGGAUUCUUACAGUAUUCACGAGAAAUCACACUGGAUCCAAACACAGCAUACCCACGGCUGUUAUUAUCUGAGGGGAACAGAAAAGCAACAUUUAUGAGACAACAACAGUCUUAUUCUAGUCACCCAGACAGAUUCACUGUAUUUAAUCAGGUCCUGAGUAGAGAGAGUCUGACUGGACGUUGUUACUGGGAGGUGGAGUGGAGAGGGGGAGGAGUUUAUGUAGCAGUCGCAUACAAGAGUAUCGGGAGAGCAGGGGGGUGGGAUGAAUGUGGAUUUGGAUACAAUGACAAAUCUUGGGCGUUACGUUGUGUCCAAAAAAGAUAUAUAUUUUGGUACACCAAUGUCCACACCCCCGUCUCAGGUCCUCGGUCCUCCAGAGUAGGAGUGUACCUGGAUCACAGUGCAGGUAUUCUGUCCUUCUACAGCGUCUCUGAAACCAUGACUCUCCUCCACAGAGUCCAGACCACAUUCACUGAGCCUCUCUAUGCUGGACUUAGGUUUAAUUAUUAUGAUGUCACUGCUGAGUUGUGUAAACUGAAACAAACUAGUGUCGGUUCUCAGGAAGUGAAACUCAGACAGUCGUUGCUACUAAGAGGUGAAAUGGCGCAGAAAGGAGUUCAGCUGGACCAGGAAGCAAUCUCUUGUUCCAUCUGUCUGGAUCUACUGAAGGAUCCGGUGACUACUUCCUGUGGACACAGCUACUGCAUGAACUGUAUUAAAGGCUUCUGGGAUGGAGAGGAUGAGAAGAAGAUCUACAGCUGCCCUCAGUGUAGGCAGACCUUCACACCGAGGCCUGUCCUGAUGAAAAACACCAUAAUAUCAGAUUUAGUGGAGGAACUGAAGAAGACCGGACUCCAAGCUGCUCCUGCUGAUCACUGCUAUGCUGGACCUGAAGAUGUGGCCUGUGAUGUCUGCACUGGGAGGAAACUGAAAGCCUUCAAGUCCUGUCUGGUGUGUCUGGCCUCUUACUGUGAGAAACACCUCCAGCCUCAUUAUGACUCAGCUCCGUUCAAGAAACACAAGCUGGUGGAGCCCUCCAAGAAGCUCCAGGAGAACAUCUGCUCUCGUCACGAUGAGGUGAUGAAGAUUUUCUGUCGUACUGAUCAGCAGUGUAUCUGUUAUCUCUGCUUAAUGGAUGAACAUAAAGGCCACGACACCGUCUCAGCUGCAGCAGAAAGGACCGAGAGGCAGAGAGAGCUGGAGGUGAGUCGACUCAGCAUCCAGCAGAGGAUCCAGGACAGAGAGAAAGAUGUGAAGCUGCUCCAACAGGAGGUGGAGGCUGUCAAUCGCUCUGCUGAUAAAGCAGUGGAGGACAGUGAGAAGAUCUUCACCGAGCUGAUCCGUCUCAUGGAGAAAAGAAGCUGUGAUGUGAAGCAGCAGGUCAGAUCCCAGCAGAAAAGUGAAGUGAGUCGAGUCAAAGAGCUUCAGGAGAAGCUGGAGCAGGAGAUCACUGAGCUGAAGAGGAGAGACGCUGAGCUGAAGCUGCUGGUACACACAGAGGAUCACGGCCAGUUUCUGCUCCACUACCCCUCACUGUCACCACUCAGUGAAUCUACACACUCAUCCAGCAUCAAUAUCCGUCCUCUGAGCUACUUUGAGGACGUGACGGCGGCUGUGUCAGAAAUCAGAGAUAAACUACAGGACGUUCUGAGAGAGAAAUGGACAAACGUCUCACAACCAGUGACUGAAGUGGAUGUUUUACUGCCACAACCAGAGCCCAAGACCAGAGCUGGAUUCUUAAAGUAUUCACGAGAAAUCACACUGGAUCCAAACACAGCAUACACAGAGCUGUUAUUAUCUGAGGGGAACAGAAAAGCAACAUACGUGAAACAACAACAGUCUUAUUCUAGUCACCCAGACAGAUUCACUGGAUGGGAACAGGUCCUGAGUAGAGAGAGUCUGACUGGACGUUGUUACUGGGAGGUGGAGUGGAGAGGGGGAGGAGUUUAUGUAGCAGUCGCAUACAAGAGUAUCAGGAGAGCAGGGUGGGUGAAUGAAUGUGUGUUUGGAUACAAUGACAAAUCUUGGGCGUUAUAUUGUGACCAAAACAGUUAUAUAUUUUUUUACAACAAUGUCGAAACCCCCGUCUCAGGUCCUCUGUCCUCCAGAGUAGGAGUGUACCUGGAUCACAGUGCAGGUAUUCUGUCCUUCUACAGCGUCUCUGAAACCAUGACUCUCCUCCACAGAGUCCAGACCACAUUCACUGAGCCUCUCUAUGCUGGACUUGGGCUUUAUUAUGAUGAUACCACUGCUGAGUUGUGUAAACUGAAAUAGACAGAAGUGUUCACGUUUUCUGGGGAUUGUGUCAGCGGUUCAUUGAAUCAUUACAUCGUGCUGUUGUUUAUGUUUGUUUAAGUUACGCUACGUUGUGCUUCGUAUUGUGUUACCGUGCAUUCACACCAAGCAAGAAGCAAAUUAGCAAGCCACACGUCGCUAUUGUGGUAUA
Molecule: messenger RNA, 3701 nt
Organism: Sebastes umbrosus (honeycomb rockfish)
Lineage: Eukaryota; Metazoa; Chordata; Actinopteri; Perciformes; Sebastidae
Exons: 2
Coding region: 125-3529 (1134 amino acids)
Molecular function (GO): zinc ion binding; protein binding
Source: RefSeq, a predicted model, not a curated record